Messenger RNA from Bactrocera latifrons, 1519 nucleotides. RefSeq names its product glutamate-rich WD repeat-containing protein 1. NCBI's taxonomy places the organism in Eukaryota, Metazoa, Arthropoda, Insecta, Diptera, Tephritidae. The coding region runs from base 96 to 1493 and encodes 465 amino acids. Gene Ontology annotation, molecular function: protein binding. The record is from RefSeq and is a predicted model, not a curated record. The transcript has 2 exons.
UACUUUGUGGAUUGCACGUGCAAAUAUGAGAAAUGUCAAAACAAUAUUUUCGAGUUGGUCAUUUUUAAAUUCAGCAAAUACUUUACUUUCAAACAAUGGAUAAUGAUGAAAUGGAUUUAGAAUAUGUCGAAGCCGAGGAUGACGAGGACGCCGGUGAGGAAGGAAUGGAAAGUGGCAAUGAAGGAGAAACAACGAACACCGCUAAACCCAAAGAGGUAUACCUACCAGGUAAACCUUUGGAAGAUGGCGAAGAGCUCGUAUGUGAUGAAUCUGCCUACAUAAUGCUGCAUCAGGCAUCAACCGGGGCGCCAUGCCUUAGUUUUGACGUAAUCCCUGAUGAUUUGGGUGCCGGUAGGGAGAAGUUUCCCUUAACCGCUUAUAUGGUGGCUGGAACACAGGCAGCCCGUACUCAUGUCAACAAUUUAAUUGUCAUGAAAAUGAGUAAUUUGCACAAGACACAGGAAUGUGGUGAUGAUGAUGAAGAUGAUGAAGAGUUGGAAGAUGACCAAGACGAUGAUGACAAUUCAGAUGAAAAAAGAAAACCACAAAUGGCAUGUGCAUUGAUAAAGCAUCAAGGUUGUGUAAAUCGUGUACGUGCCCGCCGCUUAGGCAAUACCGUUUACACAGCUUCAUGGAGUGAACUGGGACGAGUAAAUAUUUGGGAUAUAUCAAAACAGCUUCAAGCAGUCGAAGAUUCCCAACAACUUAAACAAUAUGAACGUGAAGUUGUUGAUGAGACCGUACGUCCAGUAUUCACUUUUAAUGGUCAUCAGCAAGAAGGCUUCUCAAUUGACUGGAGUAUAUGUGCUGAAGGUGUACUCGCAACGGGUGAUUGCAAACGUGAUAUACAUAUUUGGUCACCUUUGGAAGGAGGAAGCUGGAAAGUUGAUCAGCGUCCACUUGUGGGUCAUACUGCAUCUGUUGAAGAUUUGCAAUGGAGCCCCAAUGAGGCUAGCGUAUUGGCUUCCUGCUCAGUCGAUAAAACGAUACGAAUUUGGGAUUGUAGAGCACCACCACAAAAGGCUUGUAUGCUCACAUGUGAUGAUGCACAUCAAAGUGACAUUAAUGUUAUAUCCUGGAAUCGCACAGAACCGUUUAUUGCAAGCGGUGGCGACGAUGGUUUCUUACAUGUUUGGGAUUUAAGACAAUUUCAGUCAAAGAAACCAAUAGCAACAUUCAAACACCAUACUGACCACAUAACCACAUUGGAAUGGAACCCUAAUGACGCUACAGUAUUUGCGUCUGGUGGUGACGAUGAUCAAAUUGCUCUAUGGGAUUUGGCGGUAGAAAAGGAUAUUGACCAAGAGGCAACACCCAACGCAUCAGAACAAACACAAACAGAAGAUGAGAUAAAUAAACUACCACCGCAAUUACUAUUCAUACAUCAAGGACAGAAAGAAAUAAAAGAGUUGCAUUGGCAUCCGCAAUUGCCUGGUAUAAUAUUGUCCACGGCGCAUAGUGGUUUUAAUGUAUUUCGUACAAUCAGUGUUUAAUAAAAAAAAUCUGAACUUUUAAUGAA